AUGGAGACACGCUCAAAGCAACCCUCAAAAAGCCAUGACACGGUCGCAGAUGACAUUGUCGCCGAUCUCCGGCAAGGGGAACUCGACACCCAAAUCCCCAAGGCUGAAUCAAAGCGCGUCUUGAUGAAAAUAGAUCUGGUCAUAAUGCCGCUGAUUGUGCUUUCAAUGACACUGGCGUUCUUAGACAAGAAUGGAUUGGCAUAUGCAGCGAUAUACGGCCUGGAAACAGACACACACCUAAAAGGUCAGGAGUACAGCUGGCUUGGAAGCAUAUUCUACUUUGGUUAUCUUGGAAUGGAGUUUCCUAAUUUAUGGCUGAUCACGAGAUUCCCCAUUGGAAGAUACAUGGGCGGCUGUCUUGUAGCAUGGGGUGGAUGCCUCUGUUUGCUAGCCGCUUGCAAGAAUUUUGCAGGACUAGCCACGAUCAGAUUUUUGUUAGGGGCUUUCGAAGCGGCGCUAUUGCCAUGCCUUCUCCUCGUGAAUACGCGCUGGUAUAGACGAGAGGAGCAGCCGUUGCGUACUGCCUUCUGGUAUAAUACUUUGGCUGGUGUUUUUGGAGGCAUUCUGAGCUAUGCGAUUGGGCAUAUCAGUGGAAGUCUAGCAACCUGGAAGUACAUUUUCCUUAUCUAUGGCUCGGUGACGAUAGUAGCUGGCGUGGCUGUCUUUUUCACCUUGCCGAAUAGUCCCGCAACAGCAUGGUUCUUAUCAGAAAAGGAGAAGAAGAUUGCACUUAUUAGGGUAUCUGAGAACCAGACUGGACUCGGAUCGCACAAGAAUAUCAAAUUGAAUCAAAUCAUCGACGCCCUGGCCGACCCAAAAUACUAUAUCUUGAUGAUAUUUGUGAUCGCACAGGCCAUCACCAAUGCUGGAAUUACCAAUUUUAAUCCGUUGAUUAUCUCUGGCUAUGGAUUCUCACAAGCAAAAACAACUUUGCUCGCUACCCCCCAAGCUGCAGUUGCAAUGGUAGCCCAAGCCCUUAUCACAGCGCUCACAUUCUAUGUACCUAACAUCAGAUCUCUGCUCUGGGUAUUCUCGUCAUUAGUUGCCAUGGCGGGAGCUAUAAUGGUCCACGUCAUUGACCAGGAAGCCAAUCGUAAUGCAUCCCUGGCUGGUGUCUAUAUCAUGGGAUUUUAUAAUGUACCUUGGGUUCUUGCACUAAGCCUGCAGACCUCCAACACUGCAGGAACAGGAAAGAAAAGCUUUGUGUCAAUCUCUAUCGCAAUAUUUUAUGUCACUAACCAGAUCACCUCAGCGGUUGGCAAUAUCAUAGGACCGCAAUUUUUCUUGGAGUCGCAGUCGCCUACCUAUCCACUUGGUAUUGGAGCAAUGCUUUGCUGCUUCGCGAUAAUGGCAGUAACCGGAAUUGUUUAUUUCUUCAUUUGCUUGUCCGAAAAUCGAAAGCGAGACAGACUGCACGGAACGAUAGACCAGGGCUCCGAACGUGUUCUUGCCGGGUUCGAAGCCGACAUCGAUGACUUGACCGACCGUGAAAAUGUUCGAUUCAGAUAUACAUAUUGA
Messenger RNA from Penicillium angulare, 1518 nucleotides. Its product is annotated as Major facilitator superfamily domain general substrate transporter. The record is from RefSeq and is a predicted model, not a curated record. Bases 1 to 1518 code for a protein of 505 amino acids. Gene Ontology annotation, cellular component: membrane. Gene Ontology annotation, biological process: transmembrane transport. The transcript is spliced from 5 exons. Lineage: Eukaryota; Fungi; Ascomycota; Eurotiomycetes; Eurotiales; Aspergillaceae. Gene Ontology annotation, molecular function: transmembrane transporter activity.